AUGCGCUUCCUUCUCUCCACCUCAGGGGUUCUUGAUUUCUUUUCUGGGUGACAGAGGUAGGAUGAAAGGAACCUUAUUUCCUUCUGAAAAUUUGGAUUUCUAGAUCUCUAUGUCACCCUGUUCUUGUUUGGUUUCUGAUCUCCUGUUCCUUUGGGGUUGUAUUUCAUUUGAUUUGUGUGUUUUGCUAGAGUAUGGAGAUUGAUUAUUGCAGUGUUUGAUUCGGUGUGGCUGGGGAUUCCAAAAGUACUAGUAGUAGGAAAACUGCUUGAUAGUUUGAUCGCUAGUUUUCCAUGAUGAGUAUUGAGUGUUUUGUUGGACUAAAGAAAGGAAAAAAAAUUCAUCUUUGCAACUGAUGGAGCUCCAUUCGAGGCAGUCCCCUUCCAUUUAGGAUCAGAACUCUAUAUAUCAUCAAUAAUUUUGUCAAUGAUUUGGUUUCUACCUGUAUCCGACGAGUUUGAUGCCAUCCUUCCAUCGAUGGAUCAUGGAAAUCAAUUAAUUUAUAGGAGCUGAGACCAGUUCUUUUUCAGUUGUAAUUUUGGGAUGGAUAUCAAAUAGUUGUAAUAUUUAGCAAACAACAAUGUCCAUUUCCAACAGUAGCUGACUGGGAAACCCAUUUAAAAAAAGGUGAUAUUGAUAUUUCUUAUCAUUGACCGAGCUUUUUGUACCAAGAAACAUCACAUUAGCUCAAAUUUUAGAUGAAGAUGUUCUUUCAUUUCAUGUUAUAUAUGGCAGGAGAAUGACUCUUCACUCACAACUGCUAAAUUGAAGACUUCCGUUCGUUUGAUGGGCGUAAAUUUGUCCUUGCUCUGUUGCCCAUGGGUUGAGCUCAUGGGAAGCAAGAUUUUUGCUUUGACUGAAGAGGAUGAGGAGAUGAAAGCUUUGAGCUUCAUGGAGAAAGAUGUCAAGACGAUCACAAGAUCUACUAGCUGCAAACAAAAUGGGUUGAUGAUCAAGAUCACAUCUUGUGCUUCCUUGAAAAAAUCAUUAGGCUUCAAAAAUUGGGAUCAGGACAAAGUCAAGACGGAAACUAAUAUUUCAUCCAAGAAUCAGGAUGAGGAUGAUGAUACAAAAGAACCUCCUGCAGAGGGCACUGGAAAUAUUGCAGAUCGGAAGUUGAAUCCAGCAAGUUGCCUCUUAGUUUCGCCAAGGCCCAUCAAAGAGCUUGAUGCAGCAGCUGUUAAGCUGCAAAAGGUGUACAAGAGUUACCGAACUCGAAGAAAUUUGGCAGAUUGUGCAGUAGUUGCUGAGGAAUUAUGGUGGAAGGCAUUGGAUUUUGCCUCUCUAAAACACAGCUCCAUAUCAUUUUUCAAUGGUGAAAAGCCAGAGACAGCAGCUUCGCGUUGGGCUAGGGCACGAACAAGGGCGGCCAAGAUCGAUCCCCGUCAUCGAUAUGGGCACAAUCUGCAUCUGUAUUAUGAUGUAUGGGUUAAAAGUGAGAGCAAACAACCAUUCUUCUACUGGCUGGAUGUUAGUGAUGGCAAAGAAGUGAAUCUUGUGAAGUGCCCAAGAACCAAACUUCAGCAGGAGUGCAUUAAAUAUCUUGGACCGAAAGAGCGGCAGGCUUAUGAAGUCGUUGUAGAGGAUGGAAAACUACUCUACAAGCAAAAUGGGAAAUUUGUAGACACUAAUGAAGGUUCUAAAUGGAUAUUUGUUCUCAGUACAACAAAAGCACUAUAUGUGGGGCAGAAAGAAAAGGGUUCAUUUCAGCACUCGAGUUUUCUUGCUGGUGGAGCUACUAUAGCUGCAGGAAGAUUGAUUGCCAAAGUGGGGAUUCUGAAGGCUGUUUGGCCAUACAGUGGACAUUACCUUCCGACCGAGGAAAAUUUCAAGGAAUUUGUCUGCUUUCUUCAAGAGAACAACGUAUGCCUCACUGAUGUCAAGAGACGUGCAAUCGUUGAGGAUGACUACUACCCACCACUCAAGAUGCCAAGGAUCGAUUCAUUGAUAGACAUGAACAAGGGCACAAGGGCAAGGGGUGCAGUGGAAUCUAAAACACUCGAAGCAGGUGACUCGAGUGAAACCGAGGCAGAAGAGGGUGCUCUGAAUUCCCUAAUAGAUGUGUUCAAUGAAGGCAACAAUGUCGAGACUACUGUUGGAUUGGUUGGCCACCGCCAUCGCAAGUGGACAACUGGGGCUGGGCCUCGAAUUAGGUGUGUUCGGAACUACCCCACAGAUCUCCAAUUCAAGGCACUCGAGCAAGUUAACUUGUCACCAAGAUCCAUUCCUUCCCCUAUUGUGAAUAAUGAUCCGAUACCAUCCCCCCGGCCCAACUCCGGGAUGAGGCUAUCCCCCACACUAGCAAGCAUGGCCCUCCCUGCCCCCAUCAUCUCUCUUACUCUUCCUAAACAUAGACGGUGUUGAUUGCUGUCAGUCGUCAUUCGACACCUGAUCCUAGACUGUGAGUUCUAGCACCCAGUUGGUGCACAUAUCUUACACAAGAUUGGUGCUUGAAGGUGAAUAAAGGAAAGAUACACGACAUCUGGCCAAAAAAAAUAGUUUUUGUUUUGUUUUAUUUUGUGCAUUUGUUAAUUAAUCUGACUUCAUAACCCACUUUUUCCUUCUUUUUUGAUGCCUCCAAGAUGAGGUCGAUUACUGUAUGCAGUCCAUUCUUUUUGUCCUCUUAGAUGAGGAGAUAAAGAGUCAUGUAGAGAUAUAUUUUUGCAAGGCAAAAUGAAGUCCAGAUUUUAUCUUCCA
Molecule: messenger RNA, 2694 nt
Organism: Musa acuminata AAA Group (dessert banana)
Lineage: Eukaryota; Viridiplantae; Streptophyta; Magnoliopsida; Zingiberales; Musaceae
Product: IQ domain-containing protein IQM1-like
Exons: 8
Coding region: 784-2361 (525 amino acids)
Source: RefSeq, a predicted model, not a curated record